Messenger RNA from Sitodiplosis mosellana (orange wheat blossom midge), 3038 nucleotides. Its product is annotated as protein argonaute-3-like. Gene Ontology annotation, cellular component: P granule. The transcript is spliced from 6 exons. The record is from RefSeq and is a predicted model, not a curated record. Gene Ontology annotation, biological process: regulatory ncRNA-mediated gene silencing. Lineage: Eukaryota; Metazoa; Arthropoda; Insecta; Diptera; Cecidomyiidae. The coding region runs from base 219 to 2819 and encodes 866 amino acids. Gene Ontology annotation, molecular function: piRNA binding; protein binding.
GCUCACGACAGCGUGAGCGUCACGCAGAAGAACAUCACAUAGCCGCUCAGUCAACUUGUUGUGUGCAAGUAUUUUGAACACAAUAAACAUACCGAAGCUGUCACUCGAACGUUUCAGACGGAUGAAACCAAUGGCGGUGGAAAUAGUUGUAUUUUGUUACUGAUUGUUGAGCGUUUUUUGUUUGUUUGUGUAAAUAUCUUGUGAACAGUGAUUGAAUAAUGAAACCGUCUGGACGGGGGAAAUUGUUUGCAGCACUCAAUCGAGCCAGGGCUGAAUUGGAACAAGAAAGGGCUGAAACGUCGUCGGUUGUAUCAGCUGCUUCAAGUUCGGCAGGCAAUGGAAUUCAAAGCUUUCCACGGGGAGCUGGUCGAGCAAGACUUUUCAGACCAGAACUGUUGAACGCGCCAAAUCUGAAUGAAGCUGCAGGUCCCUUAACUAGAUCCAGCACACCCUCCGAUUCUGGCAUUGCAUCAGUGAGCAGCGAUCAUUCAACUGAUUCGAAUGCAUCAGAAAUGAAGGUGCAAAAACGCGGAACAAAAGGCAAUCCGAUUUCGCUAGCAGUAAAUUAUAUUCUGAUCAAAUGCCAACCAGAUGUAUCGAUCUUUGAAUAUGAUGUGCGCUUCGAGCCAAAUAUCCAUUCAAACAUGAUUCGCCGCAGCUUACUGGCCAGUGCGAUAAAACCAGUGAUGUCUGUUUUUACAUUUGACGGCACUUCUCUUUAUUUGCCUCGUCAAUUCCCCGAAAAUGUGACAAUUUUCAAAACAAAUAAUCGAAAUGACGGCAUGCCGAUCGAAGUGAUUAUUUCAUUUCGUCGUCAAAAACCGAUGAAAGAAUGUAUUCAUUUCUAUAAUGUGCUUUUCAAGCAAGUUAUGCUACGACUGGAGUAUGUUCAAUUUGGGCAGAAAAUGUUCGAUCCAACCGAACCGAAAACGAUUCCUCAUCGUCAAUUGACGAUUUGGCCGGGCUAUGCUCUCGCCUGCGACGAAUACGAUGAAGGUUUGAUGCUGACGCUGGAUACAUCACAUCGAGUUCUGUUCGAUACCAAAGUGUCCGAUUUGAUGCGAAGGAUUCGAAUGAGCUGUGAUCAACAUUCCGGCCAAAAUUUCAAGGAUUUAGUUUAUAAGAGCCUUUUGGGUGCCAUUGUACUGACUCCGUACAACAACAAGACGUACACCAUCCAUGAGAUUGACUUUGAGCAAACGCCAAUGAAUAAAUUCAAAGUGGCGAACAAUCGCGAAGUGACUUACGUUGAAUAUUAUAAAACAAACUAUGGUGUUGAUAUUCAGGAUAUUAAUCAACCACUGCUGAUCUCGUACAAAGACCGCAAAAUGAUAGCAAAAAAUGGACGCGUGCAACAAGAUCAAAUUACAAUUUGUUUAAUCCCAGAACUGGCACAGCUCACUGGCUUAACGGACGAGAUGAGAAAAGAUAAUAUGGUCAUGAGAGACAUAGCAUCUUGCACCAGAUUAACGCCAAAUCAGCGAGUCGAUGCGGCACGAAAGUAUAUUGCCAAGGUGAAUGAAACGCCAUCGGCCAGGGAGGUUUUGGAUAAAUGGGGCUUGCGGUUGAGUGAUGAUAUACUUCGGUUGCAAGGUCGUCAAUUACCGUUGGAGGAGAUAAAAUUUGGUGCAGAUAAAAGUAUAACGGGCGUAACUGGUGACUUUCAAGUGGGCAACAACAUUUUGUUUGAGGUUGUCGAUUUGAAUAAUUGGAUUUUAAUGUAUACAAAGCCCGACAAUCGAUACAAGGAAGAAUUCCUAAAUCAGGUUGGUCGAUGUGCAAACGGAAUGGGUUUGCAUUGGCAACGACCUAUUCAACAUAUGCUUCCAGAUGAUCGAAAUGAUACCUAUGCGAAAGAGUUGCGUAAGCUAUUGCAGCCAGACACACAAAUGGUUGUGUUCAUUUGUCCGACGUCACGGGACGAUCGCUAUGCCGUGAUCAAAAAAAUCUGUUGCAGUGAGCGUCCCGUUGCCUCGCAGGUCAUCAAUUCAAGGACAUUGGCCAAUCAACAGAAGAAUCGGUCAAUUGUGCAGAAGAUUCUCAUGCAGAUGAAUUGCAAAUUGGGCGGUUCUCUUUGGUCCAUCCGCAUUCCAUUUAGGAAUGUCAUGAUUUGCGGCACCGACACUUAUCAUAAUCCAAACAAGAGGGAAAAUUCAGUAGCUGCAUUUGUGGCAUCGCUGAACGGGACCUACACAAAAUGGUACAGCAAAGCAACAAUUCAAUCAAAUCGCGAAGAACUUCUGCACGGCCUCACCGUUUCCAUGGAAAACGCACUGAAUGCAUACAAAAAACGCAACGGAGUCUGUCCAGAUCGGAUCGUUUUGUAUCGUGAUGGUGUGGGAGACGGGCAGUUUGCACUGUGUAGAGAGUUUGAAGUAUCACAAAUAAAAGCAGCGUGCCGUCUAUGUGAUGCGAGCUACAAUCCGGAAAUUACAUUCAUUGUCGUUCAGAAACGUGUGAAUACCCGGAUUUUUGCGGUCGACGAAGGCAGGAAUAAUUUCGACAAUGCACCACCCGGAACAGUUUUGGAUCAUUCGGUUACACGUCGUGGCUUAUUCGAUUUUUAUUUGGUAUCCCAGAAAAUGAGGCAUGGAACUGUAACGCCCAGUCAUUAUGUGGUCAUUAAAAAUGAAUGCAAUUUGACUGCAGAUAUUUUGCAACAGCUCAGUUAUAGGCUAACGUAUCAAUAUUUCAACUGGCCUGGUUCGAUACGAGUGCCAGCCCCGUGCCAAUACGCUCAUAAAUUGGCCUAUUUGGUUGGCGAGUCCAUUAAACGAGAAACGUCGGAAAUAUUAGAAGAUAGGUUGUUUUACUUAUAAACUGCAUCCCGAUUUCGUAUAAUCCAUAGAAUGUAUAGUUUAUUCAAAUACAAUCGGUUGACUCAUUUUGAAGUUUUUUCAUGCAUUGAACAAAUCCCUUACAUUCAUUCAUACUCUGAAGAGUUCAAUAUUUUUUAAGUGAAAAUCUGUCUUUAAUUCUUCGUAAAAUCUUAUAUAAAUCGUGCAAAAAGAAAAUAAAUGAACAAAAACCAACGAAAA